Messenger RNA from Armigeres subalbatus, 1194 nucleotides. It is a transcript of the gene Bub3, whose product is annotated as mitotic checkpoint protein BUB3. Gene Ontology annotation, molecular function: ubiquitin binding. The transcript is spliced from 2 exons. Bases 121 to 1104 code for a protein of 327 amino acids. Gene Ontology annotation, cellular component: mitotic checkpoint complex; kinetochore; nucleoplasm. The record is from RefSeq and is a predicted model, not a curated record. NCBI's taxonomy places the organism in Eukaryota, Metazoa, Arthropoda, Insecta, Diptera, Culicidae. Gene Ontology annotation, biological process: mitotic spindle assembly checkpoint signaling.
CACUUCAUAUUUCAAAAAUCGGACAAACAAAACGACCGCAGCGUCGUUCAGCGUAUCCAUUUAAACUUUUUUUUCCGACGAAUUAUUAAUAAAAAUACUUUUCCCUAAAAUCAUUUAACUAUGGAACGCAAACCGGAAACGCAGAUCCAGAACGCACCGAGUGACAUAAUUUCUUCGGUAAAGUUCUCGCCAAAUACCAACCAGUUCCUGCUGGUAUCUAGCUGGGACUCCAGUGUUCGGCUGUACGAUGUAGCAAACAACACCCUGCGCCAAAAGUAUUAUCACGAUGCCCCGGUGCUGGAUUGUGCUUUUCACGAUUCUGUCCGCACGGUCAGUGCCGGCCUCGAUAAUUUGGUCAAAUUGUACGAUCUCAACACACACGCCGAGAGUAUUCUUGGAAGUCAUGACGCUGGGGUCAAAUGUGUCGAAUACUCGUCCAAAGCCAACGGAAUCCUAACCGGAAGCUGGGACAAGACGGUCCGGCUGUGGGACAUCCGUGACAAGGAUUGUGUCGGGAAGUACGAGCAAAGCAACGGUAAGGUGUAUUCUAUGAGCUGCAUCGACGAGAAGCUGGUAGUGGCCACCUCCGAACGAAAAGUUAUCGUAUGGGAUUUGCGAAACAUGGGCCAGUACCUAACACGACGGGAAUCAUCACUCAAGUUCCAGACGCGGGCCAUCCGGUGCUUCCCGAACAAGGAAGGUUACGUGAUGAGCUCGAUCGAGGGUCGCGUGGCGGUCGAGUAUUUCGACAUGGACCCGGAGGUCCAGAAGAAAAAGUUCGCCUUCAAGUGCCACCGCUCGAAGGAGAACAACAUGGAGCUGAUCUAUCCGGUCAAUGCCGUGAGCUUUCACAACGUGUUCAACACGUUCGCCACCGGUGGUUCCGAUGGGUACGUCAACAUUUGGGACGGUUUCAACAAGAAGCGGCUGUGUCAGUUCCACCUGUACGAUAGCUCGAUCUCGUCGCUGGCCUUCAGCUACGACGGAAGCACCCUGGCGAUUGCGUGCUCGUAUCUGGAUGAAGCGGAAGUGCCACCGGAGCCGGUUCCGCAACCGACGUUAUAUGUGCGAUACGUGAGCGAAGCCGAAACGAAACCGAAAUAAGAGUCGGGUCGUUCGGUUCUAUACGCUAAGGUAGGUUUAUGUGUCAUCUAUUUGGGAAAUAAAUUAACGAUAUGUGUGCGCCAUGGAGAA